This is a messenger RNA of Ruditapes philippinarum (Manila clam), 1617 nucleotides long. RefSeq lists its product as uncharacterized. Lineage: Eukaryota; Metazoa; Mollusca; Bivalvia; Venerida; Veneridae. The coding region runs from base 1004 to 1408 and encodes 134 amino acids. The record is from RefSeq and is a predicted model, not a curated record. The transcript is spliced from 3 exons.
CCUUAUAUAGGUUUUUAAAAGAGGGCCGAGUUGACCUGUGCCGAGUUGACCCGUGCCAAGUUGGUAUAGGGCCGAGUUGACCCUUUACCGUAUAUACUAUUUGGGUAAUUUACCAUAUUUACCGAACAAACGUGUACUAUUUCAUUACAAUAUUAUUUCAUUCAUAUAUACAAAUUAUUUAAUAAAACAAAAAUCCGUUUAAAAGCUAGUUUAUUUCUCUACCUCUGUUUUUGUCUUCAAUUUAUUCUAAGUAUACCAAUCAUUUCAUUUUUAUUUGAUACCCAAUUUAUUUUGUCAAAACAGACAACCAUUGUUUACUGAUUAUUCAGAAUUUCUGACAUGGCAUUACUUUGCGAAUUUAUGUAUUAGGUUGUAGACCAAGGCGACCCUGGUUCGAUUCCCGGCAUCGGAACACACUUGUGUUCUCAAGUUUGUUUUCGUCUUCAUUUAUUAAACAAGCAGCACAUACCAUAAAAAAUUGAUUACUGCUUCGGAUAUUCAACUGCAGAGAGCAAUUUGCUGAUUUUGUACAUUACUUAUGACUGUUCACAUCAUUUUGCGGCGUCUUUGGUGUGCAGCAUCAACAUUUAACUUGUUUAUUGCUUAAAUAAUCGCAUUGUACUUUCAAUACAUCAUAAAGCAAAUUUUACAAUUGCAACACAGAAUUUGAUUUUAAAGGAUGGAGCACGGCAGUUAUCAAUUUUUUUCUUACAUUAAUAUAUCAUUCGGUGUGAUGUGACCUUUUAUUAAAACUUGCUUGUAAAUAUAUUUUGCAAAGAAGUCAGCGCCUGCUAAACUAAUUAGACUUUCGUCCCCUCAGUGACGAAACGGGUUAACUCCUAGUAAAUUUAGAAAGACUUAUCUCAUUACUGUACUAAUUUGACGAUAUCUGUAUAACCCAAUACCAUUUACAUCUUGUUCCGAGCUGCCUAUGGCUAUUCAGAACCCAGUGUUUAAAACUUAAUUGAUCAUAUAGCCGCAAAAAUACGGCACUAUUUGAAGAAUGGUGGUAUUGUAUGCAAAAGUUGUACCUAUCUUUUCUUGUAGUUUUAUUGUUAUGUCAGUGAUGUACCACGACUGCGUUUUUGGGAAAUGUUUAAAUGUAACAUUGAUAGCGUCACAAAACACAGUAUUCCUGUCAAAAUAUACUUCAGGAGGACUCAUGGUAGAUUUUUCCGUUUCUUAUUCCAUCACCAUACACGAGGUAGUGUCGUUUAAGAUUUUUAUAUCAAGUAUAGACGCACAAAACGGUGAGCCAUGUUUUGAAAGUAUUCAUAUACAAGAGACCCAGGCAUCCGGCAAUUAUUUUAAAACUGAACUUUCAGCGGUUGAUCAAAAAUUGAGGUCCCGGAUUACUUUUUUGUUUAAGGACUUAGCAGACAUGACACCUUGGAUUUUGGUUUGUUGAAUUCAUUCUAAAGCACUUUUUGCAUACUUAAUUGAAUUGAAAACACUGAUAAUGUAUUCAUAGAUACUGAUUAAAUAAAAAAAAAAAACGUUUCCUAAGGAUGUCGAUGUAUAUUUUUUGUUAACAUGAUAACUAUAGGAAAUAAUGUUUUUAAUUGAUAAUUAAUAGUUCAUAUACAUGUAUAUACUUGUUGCUGUCAUGUUUUUUUU